UAUUUAUGAACAUCUUAUAUAUGUUCUCUUAAUUUGUCUUUCUUCAGCACAGAGAGAGAAGCUUAUCUAAAAUUCAAAUGUUGUCAUCUCAUCCCAUACAUUGUUCACUGUCAAAUGAUAGUACAUUGCUUUGUCUUCAUUCCAUUUUCUUAAUUUGGUAUUCAUGAACCUACAACACUACAAACAAUUUUUCUAUACUCCUUGACAACCACGGCUUCAGGAUUAACUAUUCUUUUAUCAAUCAUUAAUUCAAAUUCAAUCCUCUUCUUAACCACACAGCCUUUGAAAAGCUUCUUCUUUCACAAACCCUAAUUAUGGAUCAUGAUGUUCCUCCAAGCCCUUUCACACCACCUAUAGCCACUCCUCCACCAAAGUCCAACCUACCCAUGUUGUACUAUGGCCUCGUGGUGGUCGGGACAGCCGCCAUCGUGCUGGCGGUCUACAACCUUAUCAUGAUCCGGUGGUGCGCCGAUCAUCACCGUCGAUCACGUCGAGGCCGGAUAGCAAGAGGUAUUAGCAAUCUUGAGCCCAUGUCAAGCCGGAGCUUUGAUAACCCUAAUAUGAAGCUGGUGUCCAGUUUUCGGUAUAAGAAGGAGGGAGUGGCUCAGGGUGGUUAUGAAUAUGAAUGUCCAGUUUGUUUGUGUGCGUUUGAAGAAGGUGAAGAGGUGAGUCAGCUUCCGAGGUGCAAGCACUCCUUUCAUGCUGCAUGUAUAGAUAUGUGGCUUUUCUCUCACUUGGAUUGUCCGCUUUGCCGCUCCCCGGUGCAGCCACCGGCUCCUCACCGGCAUCCAGUCACCGAUCAAUCGGAGGAUUCCCGGGAAGGAUUGAUGGUAGAUUCGGCCGUCUCAGUUUGAUCAGUGUCUUCCCUUUCUUUUUCUUUUUUUUUCUUUUUUAUAUAUUUAUUUCCUUAAUAUAUUUGUUAUUUUAAGAU
Cornus florida is the source of this 931-nucleotide messenger RNA. Its product is annotated as RING-H2 finger protein ATL52-like. The record is from RefSeq and is a predicted model, not a curated record. Bases 315 to 854 code for a protein of 179 amino acids. The transcript has a single exon. Gene Ontology annotation, biological process: protein ubiquitination. Lineage: Eukaryota; Viridiplantae; Streptophyta; Magnoliopsida; Cornales; Cornaceae.